GUGAAAUUGUCACAUAUACAUAUGUUAAAUAAUUACUAAACCAUAAUGAAGAAUCCACCAGCUAAUCUUAAGAAAACCCCUUCCACUGUGGGCAACGCUGGUUCCCAAAAAGCGAAAAGAAAUUUGAAAAAAGAGGAAACUUCAGAUGACUUGGAGGAAUGGAAAAAGGCUAAGCAGCUAUUGAAGCCAAAGGAUCAGUUAGAACUAACAGAUGCAGAGCUAAAGGAAAUAAUUCCUAAACAACUUACCUCAACCAAUCCUCAAAUUCCAGAAGGUCUCAUAGAAUGGAGCUACUUACAGGCAGCAUUUGUACAGCUGCCAUCUCCAGGCAAUAUGGUCACAGUAUUUUCUCAAGAAGGUACCUUGCUCCACAAGGAGUCAGAAGAGGCUCGGCAGCAAAUGGUUGAAAUGGGAAUUGAUCCAUCUGAAUUCUUCUCUUCUGAGGUCACAUUAAUACCAGAAGCUACACCGGAACCAUCCAUACAUGAACAAGAGCCGGAACCGGAGGCUACAGAAGAAGAGGCAGCUAAAGAAGAAGACGCCGAAUCCAGAGUUACUGUCAUGGAAGAGGAAGAAGAAAAGGGUCCGGAGCCAGAGAAACAAGAAGAACCUGAAGAGGCCGAUGAAGAUGAAGGGGAAAUAGCUAUUGAAAAGAAAGCCCCGCCAAAAACCGGGGGAAAACCCAGGAAACUCACUAACCAAUUCAAUUUUUGUGAAAGAGCUGCAUUGACUUAUAACAAUCCUACCAGGUCUCAAGAAACUCAAACCACACCACCCCCCAUGGCAUCGUUUUCUGCAAAUGUGCUCCAAUGGGUAAUCUACGACGCGUACCAAGCAGACUACGCAGUACAGGAGCAAGAAAGAGAACGAGAACGAAGAGAAAAAAUGGGUCUACCACCGAAAAUCCACGUAAAGAAAACUCCUCAACAGCUUACAGAUGAAAUGCAAGGUAGAUUGUUCGAAGCAACGAAGGUGCUUGAGAGGAUGAUCAAUCAGAAUACGUACAACGAAAUGGCUAAAGAUUACAAAUACUGGGAAGAUCCGUCUGACGAAUACCGCGAAGAAGAAGGAACUCUGCUUCCUCUAUGGAAAUUUACUUACAAUAAAACGGUUAAACACACUGUUACAGACUUAGAAUGGAACCCGUACUAUUAUGACUUAUUUGCAGUUUGUUUUGGAUAUUUGGAUUACACGAAACCCAUAGCAGAUGGUUGCUUAUGCCUCUUUACCAUCAAGAAUCCGUCUUUUCCGGACUACAUUUGUAUGACAGAAUCUGCCGUAAUGUGUGUUGAUAUUCACGCUAAGUACCCGUACAUGGUAGUUAUUGGACUGUAUGAUGGCAGCGUUCAAGUGUUCAAUGUACAAGCCACGUGUAAAGAACCAGCGUAUAAAAGCAAUAGCGUAACUAAUAAACAUAGAGGUAUAGUAUGGGAGGUAAAAUGGGCACCUGAUUUACCUGAUGGAGAACUCAACUUCUUCUCAGUGGCAGGAGAUGGAAAAAUAAAUAAUUGGGUACUAAUGCAGAAUGACCUAUCGGUUACUACUAUAACAACAUUAUAUUUAGACCAAGCUCCGGUACCUGGACCUGAUGGAACGAUGCUUAAAGUUAAAGCAUGUGCCAGUUGCGUGAAAAUUCAUCCCAACAAGCCACAAAUAUAUCUAGUAGGAACCGAAGAAGGACUAAUCUUCAAAUGUAGCGUGGCGUAUAGUUCGAUGUACCUCUUGACAUACAAGGCGCACCAACUACCAGUUUACAGGAUAGACUUUAAUAGAUAUAAUACGGAUAUCUUUAUAUCUUGCAGUUCGGAUUGGAGGGUAAAAGUAUGGGAAGAUAAUAGACUAGAACCUCUAUUUGUCUUCGACGUAGGCGACAGAGUAGGAGAUGUGAAAUGGGCACCUUAUUCUUCUACAGUUUUUGCAUGCGUCACAUCCGAAGGAAAGGUUUGUGUCUAUGAUUUAAAUGUCAACAAAUACAAACCUAUUUGUGUACAAGCAAUCGUUUCAAAGAAGAAAAACAAAAUUACGAGACUUUCUUUCAACUACAAAUCUCCAAUAAUUGUGAUAGGUGAUGACAAAGGAUGUGUAACCACAGUAAAACUGUCGCCAAAUCUGAGAAUACCAUGCAAAGCACCGAAAAAACAACAGCAUCUAGAUCAAUGGACUCUACAAUGUAUGAAACUAGACAGAUUGUUGUCGCUUGUACGAGAACCUGUGACUUUAACUAUACCACCCGACACGGCAGGAUCAGAAGAACAGUAGUAGAUGUAACUUUUAGCUAAAUAUAUUAAAUAUAAAAUAAAUAUUUUUUUAA
Molecule: messenger RNA, 2311 nt
Organism: Diabrotica virgifera virgifera (western corn rootworm)
Lineage: Eukaryota; Metazoa; Arthropoda; Insecta; Coleoptera; Chrysomelidae
Product: dynein intermediate chain 2, ciliary
Exons: 11
Coding region: 46-2259 (737 amino acids)
Biological process (GO): cilium movement; outer dynein arm assembly
Cellular component (GO): outer dynein arm
Molecular function (GO): dynein heavy chain binding; dynein light chain binding
Source: RefSeq, a predicted model, not a curated record